Anoplopoma fimbria (sablefish) is the source of this 2324-nucleotide messenger RNA. RefSeq names its product BTB/POZ domain-containing protein 1-like. The transcript is spliced from 8 exons. Lineage: Eukaryota; Metazoa; Chordata; Actinopteri; Perciformes; Anoplopomatidae. Gene Ontology annotation, cellular component: P-body; cytosol. Gene Ontology annotation, molecular function: protein binding. Gene Ontology annotation, biological process: neurogenesis. Bases 190 to 1656 code for a protein of 488 amino acids. The record is from RefSeq and is a predicted model, not a curated record.
AGUGCGCGGCUACGUCACUUCCGGACGGACUCAAGCUAGCAGAUAACGUGAGCUAGCUAAACAUCAAAGAAAGAUGGCGUCCGCCGCGAUGGAUACGACGUAAAUAAAAAACGACGCACACGCUACGGUCGGUGUAUUCUCCUCACGGUGGUUUACAAACGUUGCAUAAACAAUUAAAAACGUGUCCUUAUGGCGACCGGGAGCGGCGGCGGCGGCUUAGCGUCAAACCAGGACGGCCAGGAGGCAGCGUCCAACUCGGCUCACUCGGCUCAGUCCGCAGCGGUGCUCUCCAACGCGCCGGCCUGCGGCUCCGCCCGGUCCGCCUCCCCGCCCGUGCUCGGCCUCCACCGGGAGCCCAUGUACAACUGGCAGGCGACGAAGAGCUCCCUGAAGGAGCGCUUCGCCUUCCUCUUCAACAACGAGCUGCUCAGCGACGUCCGCUUCGUGGUGGGGAAGGGCAGGCAGGCCCAGAGGAUACCGGCGCACAAGUUCGUGCUGGCCGCGGGCAGCGCCGUGUUUGACGCCAUGUUCAACGGCGGGAUGGCCACCACCUCCACGGAGAUAGAGCUGCCCGACGUGGAGCCUGCAGCCUUCCUCGCCCUGCUCAGGUUCUUGUAUUCUGACGAGGUCCACAUUGGUCCUGAGACCGUGAUGACGACUCUGUAUACGGCCAAGAAGUACGCGGUCCCCGCUCUGGAGAGUCACUGUGUGGAGUUCCUCACCAAGCACCUCAGAGCCGACAAUGCGUUCAUGCUCCUCACUCAGGCUAGGUUAUUUGAUGAGCCUCAACUUGCCAGCCUCUGCUUAGACACCAUAGACAAAAGCACUGCAGACGCAAUAAACGCAGAAGGUUUUACAGAUAUUGACCUUGAAACCUUAUGUGCAGUGCUACAAAGAGACACACUCAGCAUCAGAGAGAACCGCUUGUUUGGGGCGGUGGUACGCUGGGCUGAGGCCGAGUGUUACCGACAACAGCUUCCCCCGACCUCUGAGAACAAACAGAAAGUUCUGGGGAAAGCCCUCCCACUUAUCCGCUUCCCGCUCAUGACUGUUGAGGAGUUUGCUGCAGGGCCUGCCCAGUCUGGAAUAUUGUUCGAUCGGGAGGUGGUAAAUCUGUUUUUACACUUUACAGUAAACCCCAAACCUCGGGUCGACUACAUCGACAGGCCCCGCUGCUGCCUCAGGGGGGAGGAGUGCAGCAUUAAUAGAUUCCAGCAGGUUGAGAGUCGAUGGGGGUACAGUGGUACCAGCGACAGAAUCAGAUUCAAUGUAAACAAAAGAAUAUCCAUAGUGGGUUUUGGCUUGUAUGGUUCAAUACAUGGACCUACUGACUAUCAGGUCAACAUACAGAUCUUAGAGAGCGACAAACGCAUUACACUAGGGCAGAACGACACCGGUUUCAACUGUGACGGCACAGCAAACACGUUCAGAGUGAUGUUCAAAGAGCCUGUGGAAAUCCUACCCAAUGUCAGCUACACUGCAUGUGCCACCUUAAAGGGUCCAGACUCCCAUUAUGGCACAAAGGGGUUGAAGAAAGUGACCCAAGAAACAGCAACGGGGACCAAGACGACGUUUUUGUUUUUUAGCUCACCAGGAAAUAACAAUGGUACAUCAGUGGAGGAUGGGCAGAUCCCAGAGAUCAUCUACUACACCUAGACUAAACACGGUGUCAUGCUGGUACACUGAACUAGGGAGACCUCAGACUGCUGGGAACACUAGACUGCUGGAGAUAAAUGUAGUGCCUCAUGAUCCCUUGGAAUAAAGAAUGUGUGUGUUUGAGAGAGAGAGAGAGAGUGUGAGAGAGAGAGAGUGUGUGGGUGUGCGUGUGUGUGUGCGCGCAUGUGUGUGUGUAGGUGCAGGUGCGUAUCUGUCUAUACAAUAAUGGUGUAGAGACAUGAUCAAGAAUGUGUAAACAAGUGGAGUUGUGUGGAGAAAAAAAAAAAAAAGCUUUUUGGGCAUAAAUAGCAUCAUCAGAUGUAAAUGAUCUUAAUACUGAUGUCCUGUCUGUGUGUUGUUGUCAGUAAGCUGUCACUGCAGGAGUUAAUCCUCCACGAGUGAAACUAGAGAGACAGCUACCAUUUGUUGGUUGGCGCCAUUUCAUUCUAUUUUCUCAGUUUUUGCUGAUGCAUUUACCGAAAGUAUAAUAUUUGCAUAUUUUUUAUUGUGCACUGUUAUCAUUUAUUCAGCAGGUGUCUUCAAAUACUUUGUUUUUUCAUUGUAUUUAGGAUCCAUGUGUGUUAUGUAACUUCACCAGUGGUACAUGCUGUAAUUUAUAACUUCAUGUUUGCCUAGCACUACAUUAAAAUGUAAGAAAAUAAGAAAUG